AUGGUUCGGUUCAGUCUGGCCAUCGUGGCCGCAGUCAUUGCCCCCGUGGUCUCGUCAGUUCAGAUCACGGUGAAGUCCUCGGGCGGAAACGCAACAACACGGCACCAAUAUGGCUUCCUCCACGAAGACAUCAGCAACUCGGGCGACGGGGGUCUCUAUGCGGAGCUGAUCCGCAACCGGGCCUUCCAGUCCAGCGAGCGGUUCCCGGCAAACCUGAGCGGCUGGACUCCCGUCAACGGUGCCGCGCUGUCCUUGAAGACACUGGACAAGCCUCUCUCCCGCGCUCUGAAAACGUCUAUGAACGUUGCCGUCGGUUCGUCCAAGGGCCAAGUCGGCUUCUCCAACGACGGAUACUGGGGGAUGGACGUCAAGAAGAAGAAGACUUACACCGGCUCCUUCUGGGUCAAGGGUGACUAUAAGGGGACCUUCACGGCGUCGCUGAGGUCCAACCUCACCGGCGAGGUGUUCGGCAGCACUGAGCUCCGUUCCAAGGCCAGAGCAGCUGAAUGGACCGAGCACAGCUUUAAGCUGGUCCCGACAAAGAGCGCGCCAAAUUCAAACAACACAUUCACGCUGACCUUUGAUGCUGCCGGCGUCAAGGGCGGAUCGCUGGAUUUCAACCUGAUCAGUCUCUUCCCGCCGACUUACAAGGGCCGCAAGAAUGGGCUCCGGAUCGAUCUCGCCGAGGCAAUUGAGGGCUUUCACCCUACGCUGCUUCGUAUUCCCGGCGGUAACAUGCUUGAGGGCUACACCAACAAGACAUGGUGGGACUGGAAAGAGACCAUUGGGCCUCUCGAGGAUCGUCCCGGCUACCCCAACGUCUGGGGCUAUCAGCAGACCAACGGCCUGGGACUGAUGGAGUAUCUCGAGCUCGCAGAGGACAUGAACUUGGAGAUUGUCCUCGCCGUCUACGCCGGUCUCUCACUCAACGGAGACAUCACGCCGCAAGACCAGCUGCAGCCCUUCAUCGACGACGCUCUCGACCAGAUCGAGUUUGUGAGCGGCGCGCCCACGACCAAGUGGGGAUCGGUCCGCGCCAAGCUCGGCCACCCUGCGCCGUUCAAGCUGCGCUACGUCGAGGUGGGCAACGAGGACUGGCUGGCCGGAGGCGCCGCCGGCUGGGAGUCGUACAAGGCGUACCGCUUCCCCAUGUUCCUCAAGGCCAUAAACGCCAGGUAUUCCGACAUCCAGGUCAUCUCGUCGGGAUCGGUUUUUGACGGCUACGAUAUCCCCGCCCCGGGCAACGGCGACUACCACAUCUACGGAACCCCCGACGCCAUGGUCGACCAGUUCGACCUCUUCGACCAGACCCCCGUCACACACAUCAUCGGCGAGGCAGCUGCCGUUCACCCGAAUGGCGGCUCAGGCUGGGAUGGCGGUCUCAUGGAGUACCCGUUCUGGAUCGGCACCGUGGGCGAAGCCAUCUCGCUGCUGGGCUAUGAGCGCAACACGGAUAGAAUCAUUGGCGCGGCUUACGCCCCGAUCAUUCGCAGCCUGGACCGGUGGCAAUGGGCGGUCACCAUGAUCCAGUUCGCCGCCGACCCAGCUCUGACGACCAAGUCGGCGAGCUGGUAUGUCUGGGAGCUCUUCGCAGACCACCUCAUGACACACACCCUUCCCGUUGCGUCCGAGUCGUCUGCCUUCAACCCUCUGUACUACGUGACGGGCAAGAACGAAGACAAGGGCAGCUACAUCUUCAAGGGCGCCGUGUACAACUCGACCGACGGCGCCGACGUGCCCGUCUCGCUGGCCUUCGAGGGCGUCAAGCCCGGGACCAAGGCGGAGCUCACCGUCCUGACGGGGCCUGCGGACCCCUACGGCUACAACGACCCCUUCACCGGCGUCAACGUGGUGAAGACCACCCGGGAGAAGAUCACGGCUGGCAAGGGUGGGAGGUUUGAAUUUUCAAUGCCCAACCUGAGCGUGGCUGUCCUCGAAACGGUGCCCUCCAAGCAUCCGAAGCGGAAGACCAUGAGAAAUGGGUUUCGAGGGUGA
Messenger RNA from Chaetomium strumarium, 1995 nucleotides. RefSeq names its product alpha-N-arabinofuranosidase A. The record is from RefSeq and is a predicted model, not a curated record. NCBI's taxonomy places the organism in Eukaryota, Fungi, Ascomycota, Sordariomycetes, Sordariales, Chaetomiaceae. Gene Ontology annotation, molecular function: alpha-L-arabinofuranosidase activity. The coding region runs from base 1 to 1995 and encodes 664 amino acids. Gene Ontology annotation, biological process: L-arabinose metabolic process. The transcript is spliced from 7 exons.